AUGUUGAGUCUGCUGUUGGUACUGGGAGUGAUUCCUUUGGUGUGUACUGGUAAGUUUGGUAUCAUCAUAUGGUGUCUGUAAACUUUUGAAUCAACAUUUGUUUUGGUUACAGUAUGACUUUUACUUUUGAUUUGUGGUUUUGUCCUUCUUUGUUAUGAUGAUAACUCGACAUCUUAACUCUUUUUUGUCCAAAAUUUAUUUUUUGCUUGCUAAACGUGCAUUUAUCUUGUUAUUUAUUACUUUUUUAGACGUAAUCUCUCCGAAUUUUGUUGCGCCGAUAUCAGAAGGUCUUCGAAAACGCACCGCGAUCGUUCCAUAUUCGGAAUACGAGAAGGAGACCGAGCAAAGACACCGUCAGAUCUUCUCCAGCACCACGGCCAAGCCAGAAACCGACCCCGUUCUUCUGUAUUUGCCUCCGUUUGACCGUGCCCGAGGCGAUGAGAUCGCUGGAACGAAUGCUUUAUCUGAAAGGUGAGAGGGGUCAGUCAUGGGGAAAGAACAAGAUCUAGGUCAUCCUCAGUAACCGAUUUGUCCUUUCGAACGAAAAAGGGAAAGUGAAAAUGAAAAGGAUAAUAAAUCGUCUUACAGAUCCUCGUCCGCUGAAUCAAAGCAAACAAACUCUCGAGAAACCAAUUAUUCAACCAGUAAUCGACGAAAUCCAUUGCCCUACAAGAAAUCUAUGUAGGUGAAUCGUUCUGAUGUCCACGAUUUUUAUGAUGUUUAAUCUUUUUAGUUUCCGUCCAAAGACUACACAAAUAGCCAAGAACGCCGAGCCCAGAUUUCAGGCAAGUCGAGCGCAGAAAUAUCAGCGCCCAACGGAAACAGAGAAGCCACCCUUUAUUACUCCCACUUCUGUCGUCGAACAAGUCCCGUUAUUGAACAACGAAUUGGAUCUGGAACAGCCGGUAUAUAAGAAUGUCCAGCCAGCUCCCUUCCCUCCAUUGUCCACAAAGCCUUCCAAUAAUAUCGUCGAGAGUAUCUUUACCCAAUCUCAAUCCAAUCUGAGGCAUGCUCCAACUUCAUUCGCAGGGCUCCACUCUCCUGUCAGUCCUAUUCAAACUGGCAUUGCGGGUAGUCAACCUGAGGCGCUUAGUCCGCUGACAGCUCUAUUAGGAGGGGGCUCACCCCUUGAACAAAUCUCAAAGUUGGCCAGAAAUCUGUUGAGUUUACCGGCAGGAAAUAAAGAUCUACUCACAGCGAUGACCAAGGCACUGGGAACUGGGACGGCGGCUGAGGGAUCCAAACUAACGAGUACUGCCGUUGGAGGCCUCCCCAAAUUGGGUGGAGAGAUCGGUUCGCUUCCGGAUACUCUGUUUUCUAGUGCCAAGGACGAAGAGAAGAACAGUAAGUUUAAUCUUUCAAUUUGAAUUCUCAUCAUUCAGGCACUGAGAAUGCGACAGACUCUUCCUUGAUCAACAUCACUGAUCCAGAGCGUCUUUUGGCUGCCGCUGUGGCUGCCGGAGAAGUCGAUGCAUCUCUUAUCAACGAAGCCAACAAAACGCGGAAGCCUUCGGCCAAGAUUGUGGAUUGGAUUCAACAGAAUCGCCCUAAACAAAGCGUUCUUACGGCCAAUGACAAGUUGCCGUAUUACGGGAAAUAUUGUGGAAGUUUAAUUGAGAAUCAUAAACUGGGAAUCUACAAUGUGAGUGGAGCUGUUUGGGCGCUGGAUAAUAAGCGAUUCCUCAUAUCCAAAUUUCAUUUUAAACCGACUUCAAGCAACGGUGAGUGUAGCUGAAUUUUUAAAUAUGGUCUUAGAUAAUGUGACAUUCUGGGCUGGUCCGGCCAAGCCAAGCAAAACGGAGUUGGAUAUGGUCCCAACAGAGAAUGGAUUUUAUUUGAGCACCGAUCCCGUGGAUAUCAAAACAUUUAUGACGCAAACGGUAGAAGUAAGGAAGAGAAAGGUUAUAUUUAUUUUAUGAUCAUUGCAGGAGGUGGAAGCAAAGAUCAGAAAAGAUGCGAGCGUUGUAAGACAAGCCGCAGAAGCCGAAGAAGAGGAUGGAACGAGUAAAAAUACAGUAAGACGGAUGAAAAGAGAAGGAAACAGUACUAUUCCAUUACAUUUUUCAACCAGCUCUGAUGACACUAAUAAAGUGAACCUUUCGAUUACGGUAAGAAAAUUGCAAUAUUACGUAACACGGUUUGGUUUAAUGAGGCUGAUGCUGAUUUUAGAUUCCAUCAAAUGAUUCCAAAGAUGUCUUUGUUCCUCCAAAGCCUUUGGAUUGGUAUGCCGGUGUCCAACCUUUGUUGUUGACACUCCCAGAUCAAUACACUAUAAAGGACAUUCACUGGAUAUCAGUAUUUGAUCAUAACGCCCAUGAAAAUGCAGCCAUGGUGCUCCUCUCGACUGAUCUGGAAUAUCAGAUACCCGGGCUGGUCACUCUAAGGCCUUUCACUCCGAACGGACCGUACAAAAUAUCUUCGGGAAAGAUCAGAGUGAGUGAAGUUGUAACUUUUUGCUUACAAUUAAUUUGUGGUUUAGCUUCUGAACACGAAAACAAUUGAAAUCGAGAACUUCACUCUCCAAACGAAAGGAGUUCCGACCUGGUUUAUGGUGGGGAAAGAUAUUCUGCCCCAUAAAGGAGGAGAGAUCUUACCCGUCUUCAACAGGUAGGCCUUUUCUGUUUUAUUAUAACUUUUGAUUUAGCAGUUCCAAUCAAUUUGAUUGCGACUCCCUGAGGGAUUACGAGAAUGAAACAGUUUCGCUGAGAUUGCCCGGAUCACUGAAUAUGAAAGAUGUCUUCUGGUUUUCCGUCUUUUCGAUAACUAAAACAACAUCCUUUGCCCACAUUUACCUCCCGUACAACGAUCUGCAACUUCCACCCGAUCUUUUAGGUGUUACUGUAAGUUAUUUUUACUGUAUUUCAAAACAAUUUUCUUCGGGUUUUCGAUGUUUAUUAACAAAAAAAUUUAACUUUCAGGCUCCUCGAUGUGUUUACAAAAACUGA
Molecule: messenger RNA, 2945 nt
Organism: Bursaphelenchus xylophilus (pine wood nematode)
Lineage: Eukaryota; Metazoa; Nematoda; Chromadorea; Rhabditida; Aphelenchoididae
Source: the annotation of a GenBank genome assembly